This is a messenger RNA of Penicillium pulvis, 867 nucleotides long. RefSeq lists its product as uncharacterized. The record is from RefSeq and is a predicted model, not a curated record. The coding region runs from base 1 to 867 and encodes 288 amino acids. The transcript has 6 exons. Lineage: Eukaryota; Fungi; Ascomycota; Eurotiomycetes; Eurotiales; Aspergillaceae.
AUGAACCCGUUAGUUUCCCCAGAAUUUCAGGAGUGGGCAAGCACCACUACGCGCCGUGAAAGCACGGUCUCAACCUCCACCGUGUCGUCCGCCUCCACCAGCAUUCUCUUUCAGAGCCCCGCGACCUCCCCCGGCUCAAGAAAGCAGUCAUGGCAGUUGUACGAAGAUGUGAUACGACUAGAAUUGAAUCCACAUAUGACGAUAUCAUUCGUCAAGAAUGGCCAACUUUUUAAGUUACGCUAUACCUUCAUUGAUGUCUGCAAAGACUCGACGGGGGCCCUGAGGUGUCUCGAGCUUGGGGGAGGUCUCGGUCAACAAACACCCUUCGUCCAUGCGUUUCACAACACCAAGCUACCAGUUCCGCAUCUUGAGCAUCCCAAAGACUCUGCAGAAUACCCUCUCCGAAUUUCAUUCCUCGAGCACCAAACCGUCCAAACUGCACAAGUGGUCUUUAUGACGCAACUUUCCUACAAAUUUGAGAACUGGGAAGAUUGCGCACAAUUCCAAGAGAUUCUCCUCUGCUCUAAGAUGAUGUUCAUCGGCGGCAUGGCCGAGGCCAAGUCCAAGGGCCGCGGCGAAGAAUGCAUCAGUCAAAAUCUCCGGAUUCUCCGUGGCCACAAUGGCAAACGGGUCAUGCUAUUUUUUGCCAACUCCCAGCGCAAAGAGUUCAAGCGAUACGUGUCCAUUCCACUCAACUGCGUUGCGAAUGUCAAACCACCAAAAAAGGCCGGACGGCCAGUUGUACUAGAGUUGGACCCGAACUUUGACAUCCUGAUGCAAAUGCGGAAUUUAACGAUCCAUUUCUUGGACGACGACGAUUGCAAGAGGUUUUGCCAGCUGCUAUCAACGGAGCUUACGAUUGGAUGA